AGCAACGCAGUUAUUCAGUCAAAAUGAUGACGCACCGGAUGCGGAAAAGGUGAAUUCCCUUUUGAUUAAUGCUUGUGCGAGUUGUGGUUAGGAGGUUGAUUCGAAAGACUAACGUGAGGGAUCGGCGCUGAACCAGUCAAGUUUGUCAGUGUCAAGUGGGGUACAUGUACAUUUGAUGUAAAUACGUGUAGUCAACAAAUAACAGUAGUUUAGUCGGAAUGGAUGCACGUAGUAGGGAGAAGCUGUGUUAUCACUACGAUGCUAUUGCUGCAGAGCUGAACACGGAGGAUGUCCUGCUCUACUUGAACGGGACAGUCCUCUCCACUUUCGAGUGUGACAAGAUCUCAGCCUGCCGGAUCAAGAAGGAUCGAGCCAAGGCCUUACUGGACAUCCUGGUGACCCGGGGCCCGCUGGCCUACCAGCACUUCCGCUACGCACUGAAGGAGUGCUACCCACACCUGGUAGCGAAACUGGACACAGAGUGCGCCGUCCCAGAGGAGGACAGCAGCCAGCACCCCAAGAAGAUUGCCUUCAGGCGACGAGACUCGCUCAUCCUGAACCUGAAAACUGACGACAUCCUGGCCAUCUUGGAGAAAGGCGGCACCCUCAGCAAGGAAGAUUGCAAUCAAGUCCGAGCGGGAAUGACCAAGGAGGACAAGGCCAGAGUGCUGGUCAACAUGAUCCCGGAGCGCGGACCAGCAGCGUACAGGCAGUUCAAGCUGGCAGUCAAGGCGCACCAACCCAAGCUUGCAGAUUUAUUGGAGUGAGCCGAUUAUAGGAGGGCAUGCUUCUAAGCUUGUGAAACCCCUCAAUGCAUUUUUCUUUGUGUUUGACAUUUAGUAUCAAAUGCAUUCAUUGUCACAGGUCUAACUCUUGAAAAUACAUAUCAAAUUUUCAGUGUUAAGUUCCAGCUGGCAAGUUUUAUACAGUACCAGUAGCCAAAGUUUUGGUGAAAUGCACUCAAUUGCAGCCAGUCACAUUUUUAUGCAGUCAGUGAUAAAAGGAGUUUACAAGUUUGUAAACAUUCAUGAUUUGGCACGAGUGGAAACUGGAGGCUGGAACUCCAAGUCUGUUAGCCUAGCUCAGCUACCCCUUCAGUCCAUCAAAAACCCAUCAGGAGGAAGGUUUUACCGUGAACUUUAGCAUGGUUAGGACAUCCUGUUGGCUGUUCUGGAUACCAGAUUUUGGUAAAUAAAUGCAUGUGAAAGUUGGAAACUCCAGUGACUUGGGUGCCUAUUCCUUAGUUCACAGGGGUUUGGCACUCUGUAUUCUGAUGUCAUCUAAAGCCUUGAACAGGAGACUGUAGGGAUGCUGCAGGACUGAGGAAGUUUCAUUCUGGGCAAUCCAGAAGACAACUUCCCAGUACAGAUUCGUUGGUUAGGGGGAACAAGAACACUCUCAGACUUAGAAAUUUUGCCAGUUGAUCCUUCACUCUGUUUCAAAAUAAAUACAUGCAUAAUUUUCUUAUCCUGUUCUCAUUUUGAAUACAAGGAUUCGUCCAAGGGUUUCGCAGCAUUAUACAAAAUCAUUACAUUUUCAAAAAGCAUUCAAAAAAAUAUAUAACCAUGCAAAGCACAGCACAAGCAAAAAUGAAAUUAGCAUAUGUCUACCAAACUCAAUUUUAAUAUUAUUAUUUUUUUUUUUUAAAUAAAACAUCGAAUUUCUACUUCUGUCCUGAUGGCAUAUUUUGUGUGUGAAUGAAUUGGUAAUCUGUCAAAUUUGUUUUUACCAAAAAACUUUUAAGUUUCAAGAAUGAAGUUUCUUAUUCAAAUAUAUACUUACUUUUACAUUCUUGCAUACAUGUAGUUUUCAUUUUACUUGAACAUUCCUCUAAGUCAUGUGUGAAACAGGGAGAACACAGAUUCAAGCUUUUAAAAUGACACUUAAACUAGAAAUCAGCACUUAAAGUAAGAAAUGUACUGAGGAGUUUGUAUUUCUAGAUUACGUACAAAUCGCUAUCAAUGUCUUUGUUUUAAAGCUUUUGUAAAUUACAUGUACGUGGGUAAGAAGGUACAUGUAUUGAAAUGGCUCCCAGAGAUGUUGUGGGAGUAACCUUCAUGUCAAAGGUUGUUGUAAACACAAGGAAUAUUGACUUGUGAAAUUCAGAAUGUACAGAUAAGCUACAACUAAACAUUUUUGAGGCUGUUUUUCAUGUACAAGUACAUGUACUUAAAAGUGCUUUUUAAAAUUUGUUGUAUCUGGCAGUGCCUGGCCAUUAUCUUACGAGUACAAUGAGUUCCUCUGAGCAGCUCUUGUGUAAAGAGUGUACCAUUGCAAUGUACAUGUACAAAGUGGCUGGUGCCUUUAUUGUUCCAAGUGGCAAGGCAGUCGUUGACCUUUUUAUGUCAAAAAGGAGUUUUCGGAGGAAACCCUCAAGCGUUUGGAGUACCGUUUUAUUCUAGUGCCUUCAUUGUUGGAAGUUCAGUCAUUGAACUGAUCUUGAAAGAGGUUGUGCUUUGGAGUUGUUCAGGAGAUCCUUCCAAAGUAUUUUGAGUAACAGUUUUAUUCAACUUUAGAAAAAACCUACCUGUUCGGUUUUGCUGUGCGUUAACGAAGCUGUGCCUUGACUGUAUGUGUUUAUAUUUUCGCCAUUUUAUUAAUAUAAAUGCUACAAGUGUGUUCUAAAAUGUAAACAGAAUGGACUGUUUUAAAUCUUAAUUUGACACUGUGAUGUAUAUUUAAAACCUUUAAAAUUUGUAAUGGGUGACAACCGUGACAUACUCUCUUAUUUUAUUGUGGUAUGGUAUAGUGGUAGUAGUAUUGAAAUAUUUGAACUGCCACAGGUGGCGCUUUCCAUCCUUUUUCCAAGGAUGUAGGUUGUAGGUCUUCUGGUUUAUUUAUUCAUGACUAUCUGUAACUUCUAUUGAAUGGUAUAUCAAAAGUAUACAUGAAUUCUUCGAGAGGGUUGAGCACUUCUGGAUCAGGGUAUAAUUUAUUUUUCAACUGACCGUUUCACGUCAAUAUUUCCCAAAUACUUGCCACUGAGAAUACUAUUUUGUAUACUGCACAUACCACACUAUAGUAUUCAGUGAUACAUGAAUAUCAGAAUACAUCUACAUCUACCUGUUCUUGUUUGCAACACUAUAGCGUUCAGGUACAUGUAUCUGUUCUUAGGUUACCAUAAAUGGUUAUUCCCUGCCCCGUGACUCGUACAUUGACAAGAGGUGGUGUCCAUAGUGAAAUUUGUUGAUACUAUUGUGAUGGUCAUGCGUGAGUGAUUUCUUUUAACCGCGUUUGUCUGACGGUGGGUUUAUACCAUAAAAGAGGCUCGUUAUUUAUCAGUAUAGAUUAGUGUUCACUGUGCAGCCUCUGUGAUAAUAACUUUUAGAGCUAAAUUUCCUAUAUAGGCCGUAUCCGAAACACUUGACUGUGGCUAAAGUACGCCUGAGUCUUCGGUUGUGGCUGCAGCCAUUUCCCCUGAGGUGUGUGUUAUUUCAAGCCAUGGCCAAGUACUUCGGACGCAGCCAGCCUUAGCAGGUCUAUAAAAUUAGGUCCUGGUUAAAGUUGACUUUUGAGCUGCCCUCUCUUGUCACUUUCAAGACAGAGCAAUGUUUUUUCGUACAGCAGGGUAUAAUUUUCUGAAGAUACUAAGCACCUGGAUAUUUUUAAGCACAGAAACAGUGAGCUGAGCUGAAUCAAAUUGCAUGAUACGUGACAAAAUGCCAUGCCGUGCUGUUUGCUACAGUGUAAGUUCCCAGCUUAUGCUUUGUUCAUACCUGGCGCGAAAGCGAACCACGCACCGCGAAAUUCUGACGUCAGAUUAAAUAUUCAUGGUGUUAGUUCGCAAAAUGUUCACACUUUUCAACGUUUUCUGAAGUACAAACUGGUCUUAACGUAUAUGAAAUGUAAUAAGGAACAUUCCCUGUGGAACUUGUGUAAAAUUUUCCUUGAAAUUUUUUCUGACGUGCGCACAGACCAAGAAGAAAUUUAACACUAAGUGGCACCAUUAACUGGCUAUCUGUUUCUUUGUAUUUAUAUUAUGGACUGUGGAUUUAAAGUAAAUCUAUAGUCCUGUGUAUUCUCCUAUAAUCUGGUUACAAACUUCUAACUGCAAUGCAGUUUAUAUCCGUGUGUAAGUUUUCGUCACCUUUUAGUGCAGUCCUACUCUUAAACAAGAUAUAUACAAGAUAUAUUCCUAAGCCGUACAGCUGAACACUUGCAUGUAUACUAAUUGGAAAUUACACAGAUAUUCCUUGUUUGAAAUUUCUAGCGAAUAUGAUAAAAUGCAGUGUGGUCAUAUUACCAAUGCAGCUGCUGGCGUAUGUUUGUGAACAUGUACCUAUCUAAAGCAUUCCUUUAAGAUUUACCCAGAGUGAAGAAUAUUGCCCGAGUAUUUCGAGUCUAUUACAUGUAUGUGCUAGUAUGAUGCUGCAUGCCUGUUGAAAAUAACAUUUAGGUCAGGUUUACUAGUAGGCCCUAGCGCGUGUGUGCUUUAUUUUCCCAUUUCUAAAUUUAGAACAUGGAUUGCAAUGUUGACGCCUUUUUUUCUGGACUCGAUACCGUAGCAUAUUUAAGCUCAUUUUUCCUCAAAAAAUGUGUGUUGGAUAAUAAUAAAACGAUCUACACAGAUAAAUUUGACCAAUGAA
Molecule: messenger RNA, 4586 nt
Organism: Acanthaster planci (crown-of-thorns starfish)
Lineage: Eukaryota; Metazoa; Echinodermata; Asteroidea; Valvatida; Acanthasteridae
Biological process (GO): regulation of apoptotic process
Molecular function (GO): protease binding; death domain binding
Source: RefSeq, a predicted model, not a curated record